This is a messenger RNA of Yamadazyma tenuis ATCC 10573, 1193 nucleotides long. NCBI's taxonomy places the organism in Eukaryota, Fungi, Ascomycota, Pichiomycetes, Serinales, Debaryomycetaceae. The record is from RefSeq and is a predicted model, not a curated record.
AACACAUAACACUCUAUUUUACUGUCACGAAUGAACAGAUUUAAAAUUGAUUUGGGGAAAGUGAAAAUAGAUCUCAAGCUCUUGGGAGACUUGUUCUUCCUCACGGGAGCAGGAUUAUCCAUGUACUACUUGAUCACUCAUAUAUUGAAUGAUCCUUUGAAUGACACUAUCAAAUCCAAAGAAUCCAAGAAGAAGAGUCAGGGAAUAUUGAAGAAACUACAAGAUUCCAAUCCAGACUUGAAAAACAUCGUUUUCACUGAGUACGAAAAGCUGUUAUUGAAUUCAUUAAUUGUUCCAGAUGAUCUUAAGGUGACGUUUGAUGAUAUCGGUGGACUAAAUGAUAUCAUCGACGAAUUGAGAGAGGCGGUGAUAUUGCCAUUAACAGUGCCUGACUUGUUCCAAGCACAUCUGUCUUUAAUCCAGUCACCUAAAGGAGUCUUGUUUCAUGGGCCACCUGGUUGUGGUAAAACCAUGUUAGCAAAGGCUAUUGCCAAAGAAAGUGGAGCGUUUUUCUUACUGAUUAGAAUGUCAACUAUAAUGGAUAAAUGGUACGGAGAGAGUAAUAAGAUAGUGGAUGCUAUAUUUUCGCUAGCCAACAAAUUGCAGCCUUGUAUAAUAUUCAUCGAUGAGAUUGACUCCUUCUUGAGAGAUAGGAGUUCUACCGAUCACGAAGUGAGUGCUAUGUUGAAAGCAGAAUUUAUGACUCUUUGGGAUGGGUUGUUGAGCAACGGAAGGAUAUUGGUGAUGGGAGCUACUAAUAGGCAAAAUGAUAUUGACCUGGCGUUUAUGAGAAGAAUGCCCAAACAAUUUGCAAUUGGUAGACCCAAUGCUGCUCAAAGAAGAUCGAUUCUCACAAAGAUUCUAAAAGACAGCCAGGUGGAUUCAAUGGACUUUGACUUGGAAUCCUUAGUCCUUAAUACAAAAGGCUAUAGUGGAUCGGACUUGAAAGAGUUAUGCAGAGAAGCAGCUUUAAAUUCCAUGAGAGAAUUCAUCAGAUCUAACUAUAAAAAUGGGAAAAAGGUUAGUGUUGAAAACGGUAGCGCUAAGGUCAAACCUUUAAGAACCAAUGACUUUUUGAAGAACAUCCCUAAUGCAAUCCCUUCAUCCUCUAUAGAUUAAUAGUGUUUGUAAACAAUUUGCAUUUGUGACAGUCUCUUAUGGUACAAACACUUCCGCCUUGCUGCUCAGAGAAA